UGCGAGGAGGCGCCGCCAUCUUGGGCCGCUGGGUCUUCGCACCGGUCGCUGGCUCCCCGAGGUGGGUGGAAGGUGGGUCGGGUCGCUCCGCCUGCGGUCGCGGGCCUCGCCUCCUCUCGCGCUCCGCUGCGGCCCCACGAUGCCGCAGUACCAGACCUGGGAGGAGUUCAGCCGCGCGGCCGAGAAACUCUAUCUCGCCGACCCUAUGAAGGCACGUGUGGUUCUCAAAUAUAGGCAUUCUGAUGGGAGUUUGUGUAUUAAAGUAACAGAUGAUUUAGUUUGUUUGGUGUAUAGAACAGACCAAGCCCAAGAUGUCAAGAAGAUUGAGAAAUUCCACAGUCAACUAAUGCGACUCAUGGUAGCCAAGGAAUCCCGCAGCGUUGCCAUGGAAACGGACUGAAUGGUUUGGAAGGAAGAUGACCCUUCUUUGGAAGUUUCUUCUGGAGCAUAACGAUUGUGUCGUUGAGGACCCACCACCGUCGGGUACGGUGAGUGGAAUUCUGUGCACAGCAGCACGCCUGUCUGUGGGCGAGGCGUCUCAGCUGUGUCUCCAAGUGAUCAUGGAACCAAGUAUGCUUGACCUAAAACGUUGCGGCUUUAGCCUGCAGUUUUUACCAUAAAGGAUUCGUAGUAUCAUUCGCUUGUUGAGCAGAUAUUUGCUUUGAAUCCAGCUUUCAGUGCCCGAGAACAACCGCAGUUACUUCAAGCGCAUGGUCACUGCUGUACUGAGACCACCGUAUUCCAGAAGGCCUUGCCACGCGUUUCCCGUCUGUGUUUUCUCAGAAGGGCUAACGAUGUGACCCGUGAAGUCUGCGGGUGUCUGCGCCACCGCUGCCCGUCUCUCCCUUCACCAGGAUGUUGUGUGACUGUCACGAUGUUAUGUUGUCCGCUGAACCAGAAGUAUGAGGUUAUUUGAUACUCAUCGUAUAAUUGUAACCCGAGUUUCACCACCUAAAUGUUCGCGUGUUGCUUCCUAUGUUAAAAUAUUUUUUGUUAGGAAUUUGUCAUGUUGAACAACAUUUUAACCUGGGAAAUUCCGUCAGCCAUAUGACUUUUUUCAUGUUUCCGAGAAGUCUAUAAAAUAUUAUAUGGAUAUAUGUUGUCUCUUGAAGUUUUUAACUUCUCAAGAAUUUAUGGAUUUCUUGACUGGCAUAUACUAUAUUCAUUUAGUCUAAAAUAAGCCUAGUGAUACUGUAAUUUUUUUUUGUCUGUCAGUGCCUUUUAUUACAUGACUUUCUGUGAAGAUCUAUGUUGAUGGCAAGGUGGUUUUCUUGGUUAAGAAAAGUAACAUCAAAUAGUAAAGGGUAUUUUGGGUUUGUGGUACCCCCGCCGCCUAGAACGAAUGGGGUCACUGGAGGAUUUUUUGGAUCUUUUUCCUCUCAUUUACACCUUCCACUUCUUAACGGUACUUCGUAAAAAUAACCUGGAAGGGACAGACUGGGAUUCGGGGUCCCGGGGUCCUCGUAGCUCAGAGCAGAGGGCGCACGCACGCCAGACUCCCUGGCCUCCAGUCUUGGCCCCACUGCUCGCCGACCCUGGUCUCAGGGUGCUUCGGACACCAGGCUCGCAGGUGCUCCUGGGACUUGACGAGGGCUGAAUGGCGUCACCUCUUUCAAGCCCUCAGCGCGGUCCCCGCGGCGGGAAGCUCCAUCACAAGAGCUGUCGGCAGGAGGACAGUUCUCAGGGAAAGGGUAUGGCCAGCCUUUAGUUUUAUUUCAUAAUUUUAAUUGAAGGAUUAUUUAGGGACAGCAUCUGCCUUUUCUGCCGAGAGCUGUGUCUAUUAUUAAACGCUGCUUCUGGCAGUCGGGAAGUGAGACAAGACUGCCCGCAACGGAGCGUGUUCUUCUGUGGGGAGAAGCCGAAAUCCUCGAACCUAAAACUUGUGUUUAUUUGUCCCUGCACAAAAUAAAGUUAUUAGGAGAA
This is a messenger RNA of Felis catus (domestic cat), 1923 nucleotides long. RefSeq names its product signal recognition particle 9 (gene SRP9). The coding region runs from base 140 to 400 and encodes 86 amino acids. The record is from RefSeq and is a predicted model, not a curated record. Gene Ontology annotation, cellular component: signal recognition particle, endoplasmic reticulum targeting. Gene Ontology annotation, biological process: SRP-dependent cotranslational protein targeting to membrane; negative regulation of translational elongation. The transcript is spliced from 4 exons. Lineage: Eukaryota; Metazoa; Chordata; Mammalia; Carnivora; Felidae. Gene Ontology annotation, molecular function: 7S RNA binding.